Messenger RNA from Culex pipiens pallens (northern house mosquito), 2515 nucleotides. RefSeq names its product cellular tumor antigen p53-like. Bases 789 to 1871 code for a protein of 360 amino acids. Gene Ontology annotation, molecular function: DNA-binding transcription factor activity, RNA polymerase II-specific; RNA polymerase II cis-regulatory region sequence-specific DNA binding. Gene Ontology annotation, cellular component: nucleus. The record is from RefSeq and is a predicted model, not a curated record. The transcript has 6 exons. NCBI's taxonomy places the organism in Eukaryota, Metazoa, Arthropoda, Insecta, Diptera, Culicidae. Gene Ontology annotation, biological process: regulation of transcription by RNA polymerase II; apoptotic process.
AGAACCGCUUAUUGAAUUUGAGCAGGAAUUCGUAGAGUGCCGUCAUUCUUACAGAAUUAUGGCAGAGUUCCAUUAAACUCAGUAAGAAUUUUUUUGUUGCAGAAAAGUACGCCCAGUCAUGGAAUAUUCUAGCAGAGCUGGUUUCGCCAGAAUCCUGCUAAAAUUGUCUUGACUGGGCGGGAACGCAUUGCUGGCGAUUUUGUGCAGAUUUGCUGAAUUGCUGCAGGUACGGGAAUAAACCUAUCGAGAAAUUAAAAGAGAGAGAGAGUGUGCGUGCAACAUGGAGUUACAUUUUUUGAAAAGCUUUUGUAAGCUUCCCAGCAACUGCACAGAAUGUUUAACGCCAUGUCGCGAUUUGACAGCUCGAUUGCUGCUUUCUCUGGACGACGGAAUAACGCUGCAAAUCUUUCGGCAGUCCUUUUGAGAUUCGAUGCUUGCAAAAGUUUGGCAACACUGCUGUCAACAGGGGAUGUAAACAUUCUAGUGUGUUGGGUUGUUUUGUGCCAAGCUGGUGAUGAAAUAAGUUUAGUUUCAACAAAUAAAUGAUCAAGACGUUUCGAGGCGAGCUUGGCGAAUAAUACUGAAUGCAUUGCCACCGGUUGAUACGCGUUGAAACGAGUGGCUAAAGCGUUCGCCCAGAGUAAGGUGCGCUCAGUUGAAUGAUGAAACUCGAACAAACAAGUGGAAACACCGCGUGAGUGUCUUCAGGUGCACCAAACUAAAGCAUACCGAGUUUGGUAGAAAAUUUGUCAUUCAACGGUGCCGAAGACUACUUCCAAACGGUAGAGAUGGACAUCAAUGGUCAAAGUGUUCAAAUCCCGAUGGAUUCGCAGCUGUUAACCGAUGACAUAUUUAGCUACGUUAACGGGUUUGAUCCUGCGUCGGAGCAGACUGCAUCGUUUUUAGAUGGAACCCAGACCAUCCAAGUACUUGGGACCUAUUUAGAGGUCGAAUCUGCUGAACUGCUACAGUCGAAUCAAGCGGAUCUGGAGCCAAAGUUGGAGGACCUCGAAGAACCUUCAUACGACGUUAACUUUCAGGUAUCAGUGGAGGAAUUUACAUCACCCGAAUUUAAUUUCAAUGUAAAUAUCGCUGAGACGGGAAGAAAUGAAUCGUACACGUACUCGAAUGUGUUAAACAAAAUUUACACGAGCCUAGAAAAACACUGCACGUUUGAGGCGUCGUUCAACUCCUGCUCGACAAUCCUUCCGAUUGUCCGGGUUAUGAUGGUAUGUGCAAAUGCGCCGUUCCAACCCUUGUCCCGGUGCGCCUACCACACUAAAAACGACACUACCGCGAACAAAAAUCAUGUUGUAGUACGGAGAGAUGGGUCCGCGGAGUACAUUGGAACGCCAGAAGGAGAAACUUUCCGGGACCGACUUGCAUUGAAAAUCGCCAUGGGCGAUUCAUCCCGGAAGAACAUAACUCUCGAGUUCAAAUGCCUGAGCUCGUGUUACAAAAUCAAAAAAGUGUCCACUGCGCUGGUGUUCACUCUUGAAGAUCCCGUCGGCGGUCAGCUCCUGGGACGGGAAAUAAUUCCCAUUCAGAUUUCGAAAAACUUCAAAAGGGACAUGGAAACGGCCGAGAAGGCGGCCGUGAAGCGAACCCGUGAACCCAUUCAGAAGCGCAAGCAAGCGCCGAACUCAGUGUCGGCAGCUCCUGUCGCGGGAAGCUCAAGCAAGGAUCCGCUGUCUGUAGACCUCAAUCUCAACCUACCACGUAGUACCGCCACGGACUUUCUCAAGUACGCUGAGCAGUUUUUUGCGGCCAAACUGUACGGAGCUGAUGCAUCAACCGAGCAGGAACUGAUGCCGUGCCUCAAGAAGAUCAGACUGCUAGCUUCCGACAUGGAACAACCAAAAGACCAAUGAAACCAAGCAAAAUGAGCAUCGAAAAACAUGCCAAGUGGAGUGGCUGCCUUUAGAGUGCUGCAGAACCUGCAGCGUUCAGCGUGCCUAAUAUGUUGCACAUACAUUGCGGCAAAUUGUCAAAAGGGCGUACCAUGAAAUUCAAGCGAGCACGGCACCUGUCAAUGUGCCCCUACCAGUUGAAUCGGUUUGCCAUUGGAAAACUAUUAUAAGUUUGUGAUAAUUCUUAGUUUUAACGUGAUUCUAUGGCCGUUGCAAUUCUUUCCAUGUUUUUGUUCCUCGACUUUAGUUAAGGUUGAGGGGGUUGACUCCAAACUUUUAGGUUUUACGCCGGCCCUGUUUGGAGGUUAGGAUUUUGACAGCUCGCUUGCACUGUUUAUAUUUUCGCCAUGUGUGUCUCCGUUAAAAUGUGGGUGCGUGUGCGCUGUAUGGACAUGAGCUGUCAAAUGACGUCACGGCGUAAAACCUAAUUAAGCUGUGCAUUAGCCGGGCAGUUUUCCGUCAAACACACUUGUGUAGUCUUUCGUUAGCGUGCACAUCAGCCUGUAUCGCAUCAAGCAUCACAGGUUCCAACAGUGUUUUGAUUUUUGUCUGAUUUUAUUUGUUUUUAAAGUACGUAUUGAACAAAUGUUUGCAACGGUGUUGCA